Molecule: messenger RNA, 1727 nt
Organism: Macrobrachium nipponense
Lineage: Eukaryota; Metazoa; Arthropoda; Malacostraca; Decapoda; Palaemonidae
Product: alpha-ketoglutarate-dependent dioxygenase alkB homolog 6-like
Exons: 5
Coding region: 255-944 (229 amino acids)
Cellular component (GO): nucleus
Source: RefSeq, a predicted model, not a curated record
UAAGAAUGCCGACUAUAGCCUAGUACUAAAAUGCCUUCUAGGCCUACAAUAGCCUUGAUCCCUUACUCUGCCUUUGCUGAAGAGUGAAUGCAGAGUGAAGGGUCAGGUCUAGUGUAAGCAUUUCUGAGGGAAUAAACUAAUUUUACCAGACUUGUCUUAAUCUAACCUCGAACACUGCGCAAUCCUGGCCAAGGGGAAGAGGUGGCCUUCAAACCCCCCUCCCCCUUUCCAAGGGUGAUAUAAAGCAGUCCAGGAUGGAUCUAACAGAAUACAAAAUUUGUAAAGCACCGGAUUGUGCAUACUACAUCCCAAAUUUCAUCACAGAAGAAGAGGAAAAGCAACUUCUGGGUAAUAUUUAUUCAUCUCCAAAGCCAAAAUGGAAAGAAUUAUCACACCGAAGACUUCAGAAUUGGGGUGGACUUCCUCAUCCUAAGGGAAUGGUGGCAGAGGAUAUUCCUUUGUGGCUACAAGAACAGAUGGACAAGAUAUCAUCACUGAAUGUCUUUGGAAAACACAAACCUAAUCAUGUACUUGUGAAUGAAUAUCUCCCUGGCCAGGGUAUUAUGCCCCAUGAAGACGGUCCUUUAUUCUACCCUACCAUAACCACUGUAAAUGUUGGAAGUCACUCUAUGUUAGAAUUCUACAGACCAGUAAAACCUGAUGAUGAAAAAGAUGACAGUUCUCAGUCCCUGUCAGACCGACACAUUGGUUCACUCCUGUUAGAACCGAGAAGUCUCCUAAUUCUACAAGAAGACAUGUACACAUCAUAUUUGCAUGGCAUUAGUCAAGUUGCGGAAGAUGUCUUAUCAGGAGAUAUCUUUAAUAUAGAGCUGUGUUCGUCAAAUAUCGGUGAUGUUUUAGUUAGGGACACUAGGAUUUCUUUAACAAUAAGACAUGUGCCAAAAGUUGUGAAAGCUAAUAUGAUAUUUGGGAGGAGGAGAUGACCUAUCAAAUUUGGAUAUACAUAGUAGUAGUUUUCCUGAAUUUCUAAGUACAGUACGUACAUUUUGCGCCAUUAAUGGCAUAUUGAUUUACCAAAAUUUUCAUGGAUUUUAAUGUGUGGAUUUUCACCGUUGUACUACAGGAAUAUAAAUAGUCCCGCAUUGUAUUGAAGCACAAAUUACUAAAUGGUUAACAGUUUUUUUUGUAUUAAUUUAAUUUUUAACGUUAUCGGCUAUGAUGAAUGUGAAAUUAUUUGUAGCCAUUUCCACUGAAUUGGCUGAUCAGUUAGUAAGCAAUAUUCUGGAUCAAUGCCAUAUCACAGUCAAAGUUAAAAUAUAGUAUAUUAGAAAUAUAAUUACAUUCAUUUCCAUGGGUGAAUACAUCUGAUUAGUUUGUGUUACGUGUUUCAUUUUCUAUUUCAUUUGAACAUAACAGCAGAAAAUUAUAUAAAUGUGUUCAACCUUGUUUUUCAUUUCUGGAAAUAAACUAAGAUUAUUCUACUUAUUAUACCUAUAUUUCAGAAUUGACUAUAUAGUGGUUAGCUCUAAAUAUAUUUCUGUUUUGAAGAAUUUGAUGUUUUGGUGAAAUUUCCAAGUAAAUGUAAGUUGUGUUGUAUGCAUACGGAGAUUACAUAAUUUUCUGUAUCUUUGCCAAGGGAAGAAAUUCUGUUCUGUGCACAUCUGACAAUUAUAGUCUGAAGUUUAGUUAAUUAAGUCUGCUGAACCCAGUCAUGUUAAUUUUAAGCAAGAAAAAAAAUACAUGUACAAUAAAACAUUAGAAUUGCA